GGUAUUCAGUUGUCUUUUUUUAAUGAAAAUUUUCAUCAAGGACACAAAAAUCAGGCUGUUUCUUAAAGAAAGAAGCUGUUGGAAGGACUGGGGGAGUGUGGCAGCUUGACAGGGACUCCAGGAAAAUGAGAGCGAAACCAAUUAAUUCAGGAAAAACAAUUCUUGUACUGUGCAUUAUCAGCUUCAUCGCAGGCUCGCUGUUUACUAGUCGGACAUGGAAUCAUUCUUCAACUUCACAAACAAAGGAUCAUCAGAAUAUUCCUGUCGUUUCUCAUUAUAUGAAGAAGCUGCAGGAAGUGAAACGAGAUUGCGAUCACAAGCGUAAAUUGGCUGAAGGAAAACCUGGGAAUAUCAUCGGAGAAGUUAGGAAGACCCAUCAAGCAAUCAAGUCGCUUCAGAAUACAAUUUCAACGUUAGAAAUGGAGCUAACAGCAGCUAAAACAAGCAAAUCAAGCAGCCAACUUUCACUAGAAAGAUCCACAAAUCACUCUCUGCAAAAAGCAUUUGUUGUAAUUGGAAUUAACACAGCAUUCAGCAGCAGAAAACGCCGAGACUCAGUUCGAGAAACUUGGAUGCCAAAAGGAAACAAAUUGAAUGAACUAGAGAAAGAGAAAGGGAUUGUGAUAAGGUUUGUGAUAGGACACAGUGCGAGACCAGGUGGAUUUCUUGAUAAAGCAUUAGACUCAGAAGAGGAAGAAUACAAAGACUUCCUUAGGUUGAAUCAUGUGGAGGGUUAUCAUCAACUUUCCACCAAGACUAGAUUAUACUUCUCCACGGCGGUGGCUAUAUGGGACGCCGAGUUCUACGUCAAGGUAGACGACGACGUUCAUGUCAAUUUAGGUAUGCUAGCUACCACUCUAGCUAAAUACCGAUCCAAGCCUAGGAUUUACGUCGGCUGCAUGAAGUCUGGUCCUGUUCUCUCUCAAAAAGGAGAAAAGUAUCAUGAACCAGAGUACUGGAAAUUUGGAGAAGAAGGGAACAAAUACUUUCGACAUGCAACUGGCCAAAUUUAUGCCAUCUCUAAGGAUCUUGCUUCUUAUAUCUCUAUUAACUCACCAAUAUUGCAUAGAUAUGCAAACGAAGACGUUUCACUGGGGUCGUGGUUCAUCGGAUUGGAAGUUGAACACGUGGACGAGCAUUCCAUGUGUUGUGGGACCCCUCCAGAUUGUGAAUGGAAGGCCCAAGCAGGAAACAUAUGCGUGGCGUCCUUCGAUUGGGGAUGUAGCGGAAUAUGCAAAUCAGUGGAGAGGAUGAAGCGAGUACACAAUUCUUGUGGAGAAGGAGAAGGAGAAGGGAGUGUUUGGAAGAUUGAUGUUUUCAAUUAA
This is a messenger RNA of Manihot esculenta (cassava), 1325 nucleotides long. RefSeq names its product probable beta-1,3-galactosyltransferase 8. The record is from RefSeq and is a predicted model, not a curated record. The transcript is spliced from 7 exons. Lineage: Eukaryota; Viridiplantae; Streptophyta; Magnoliopsida; Malpighiales; Euphorbiaceae. Gene Ontology annotation, molecular function: hexosyltransferase activity. Bases 126 to 1325 code for a protein of 399 amino acids. Gene Ontology annotation, cellular component: Golgi membrane.